Molecule: messenger RNA, 1017 nt
Organism: Stomoxys calcitrans (stable fly)
Lineage: Eukaryota; Metazoa; Arthropoda; Insecta; Diptera; Muscidae
Gene: P5cr-2
Product: pyrroline-5-carboxylate reductase 1, mitochondrial
Exons: 4
Coding region: 84-902 (272 amino acids)
Biological process (GO): L-proline biosynthetic process
Molecular function (GO): pyrroline-5-carboxylate reductase activity
Source: RefSeq, a predicted model, not a curated record
AUACAAAGCAUAUAGCAUUUAGUACUUGUUUAAAACUUUCCUAUAAAAGACCUAAAAGUGUUUUUAGUAGAACAUUAAAGAAAAUGAAUAAAAUCGGAAAAAUUGGAUUUUUAGGUGGUGGAAGGAUUGCCCAAGCUAUGGCAAAAGGCUUUAUAUCUUCGGGUUUAACAAAAGCUGAAUCUGUUAUUGCUAGUGUGCAUCCGGCAGAUAAGUUGUCACUGGAAUCAUUUCAGCAACUAGGUGUUGAAACAAUAACCACUAAUGCCCCGAUUAUAGAAAAAUCUGAUAUAGUAUUCAUAUCCGUAAAACCUCAAGUUGUUCCUACUGUUUUGACUGAAAUCAAAGCAAAAAGUGGUGAGAAACUAUUUAUCUCCGUUGCCAUGGGUAUAACGCUAAAAACUUUGGAACAGAAUCUUUCCUCAAGCGCCCGCGUUAUACGUGUCAUGCCCAAUACACCAGCUUUAGUACAAUCUGGAUGUUCAGUAUUUGUUCGUGGCACCAAGGCCACCGAUUCGGAUGCAGCAAACACACAAAAACUUCUCGAGUCAAUUGGUACAUGCGAAGAAGUCCCAGAGAGUUUAAUCGAUCCCAUAACUGCACUUAGUGGUAGUGGACCAGCAUAUGUUUUUGUUAUGAUUGAAGCUUUGGCCGAUGGGGCUGUACGAAUGGGUAUGCCACGUGAUAUGGCAUAUCGUUUGGCAUCUCAGACUGUUAUGGGUUCUGGUAUGUUGGUGAGAGAGACCAAGGAUCAUCCGGGUGUUUUGAAGGAUAAUGUCACAAGUCCAGCAGGUUCUACGGCAGCAGCACUUAAACAUUUAGAAGAAGCUGGUUUCAGAGCUGCAGUAGCUGGUGCCAUAGAAGCAGCUACAAUCAGAUGUCGUCAAAUGGCUGGCGGUCAAUAAACAAUAAAUGGAAAUUAGGAAUUUUGAAAAAUUUGGUUCUUGUUAUUAACUAGUUCUUUUAAUUUAUUUUUUACAAAAUAAAAACUAAUGUAUUACUAAUUAAUACAUGUAUAAA